Molecule: messenger RNA, 1987 nt
Organism: Beta vulgaris subsp. vulgaris (sugar beet)
Lineage: Eukaryota; Viridiplantae; Streptophyta; Magnoliopsida; Caryophyllales; Amaranthaceae
Product: aldehyde oxidase GLOX
Exons: 1
Coding region: 112-1965 (617 amino acids)
Source: RefSeq, a predicted model, not a curated record
CAAAUACACAUACUAGCCCUCAAGAAUAAAAACCCUUAUCAAAGUGCAUGUUCACAUCAGAUUCCUAAUUAACGUGUAUUAAUAGUCUUUAGCCAAAAAUGCAUAUGUGAUAUGUCCCUCUCAAUUUCCUUUACAACAAAGAAAAGAACAAAAACCAGCUACACUAAACCCAUAGAUAAACAUAUUCCCAUCAUCACCGUACCAAAACCCAAAAACACCAAAUACACCAAAACUCAAAACGUAUUCACGUCACAUUAUUUCAUAUUCUUAUCUAGCGUCUCGGGAUUUCCGUUAGCAGGAUCGAUCAUGUCACAUUAUAUCCUCCUCAUAUCAUCCUUGUUCAUCCUCCUCUCCCGCACUUGUACUACUUGUACUGCGGCGAGUACAAGUAAUAUACAAUGGCAGCUCCUACAAAAAAGCAUCGGCGUUUCCGCCAUGCACAUGCAACUCUUAAACAACGACCGUGUUAUUAUCUUAGACAGGACAGAUUUCGGCCCCUCGAAUAUCUCCCUGUCUAACGGCAAGUGUCGCAAGGAUCCUUACGACUUAGCCAUGACGACUGAUUGCACGGCUCACUCCGUAGAGUAUGACUCUCUAUCCAACACCUUCCGCCCUCUGAUGGUGCUAACCGAUACGUGGUGCUCCUCUGGUGCCACCCUCGCUAAUGGUACUCUCGUACAAACAGGUGGUUACAACGAUGGAGCGCGAGUGGCUAGAACAUUUCAACCAUCUUGUGAGGCUUGUGAUUGGGUUGAGAUGCCUAACAAGUUGUUAAUUCGUCGAUGGUAUGCUACUGAUCAUGCUUUACCUGAUGGUCGAUUGAUAGUUGUUGGUGGUAGGAGAGCUUUCAACUAUGAAUUUUAUCCAAAAACAACAUUUUCUUCAUCUAAGCUAUACAAGUUGCCGUUUUUAGCACAAACUAAUGAUGCUAAAAUGGAGAAUAACUUGUACCCUUUUGUGUUCCUUAAUGUAGAUGGGAACUUGUUUAUUUUUGCUAAUAAUCGGGCUAUUUUGCUUGAUUAUACUAAUAAUUUGGUUGUACGAACUUACCCUACUAUCCCGGGUGGUGACCCACGUAGCUAUCCGAGCUCAGGGUCUGCGGUUCUUUUACCAUUGAGGAAUUUGGAGAUGGGGUUAUUGAAUAUGGUAGUAGAAGUGUUAAUAUGUGGGGGUGCUCCUUCAGGGUCAUACUUGAAGGCACGUUCAGGUCAAUUUUUGCCAGCUCUAAAUACGUGUGCAAGAAUUAAUAUUAAUAGUCGCAAUUCUACUUGGGUCAUGGAAACUAUGCCCAUGGCUCGUGUCAUGGGUGAUAUGAUUGUUCUUCCUAAUGGUGAUAUCUUGUUAAUUAAUGGGGCUGGGUCGGGUACCGCUGGAUGGGAGUUAGGUCGUGACCCGGUCCUCGAACCAGUGAUCUACCACCCGAAUAAUGCCUUGGGAUCCAGAUUCGAGACCCAAAAUUCAAGUCAAAUCCCACGAAUGUACCACUCUAGUGCAAUUGUGAUGCGAGAUGGGCGAGUUUUAGUGGGUGGGAGCAAUCCGCAUAUGGUCAAUAGGUUCACCCAUGUGUUGUACCCAACUGAACUUAGCUUAGAGGCAUUUUCACCACCAUAUUUGAAUCCCAAUAAAACGGUUCUCCGACCCAUUAUUAUCACUCCAGAUUCGGGUUCUAAGGUCCAAUAUGCACAAGUAUUGGAGGUUAAGUUUUUAGUUUUUGGGUUAAUUGACCAGGCUUCAAUCAUGGUUACCAUGCUUAGACCACCCUUCAAUACACAUUCCUUCUCAAUGAGCCAGAGGUUGUUGGUCCUAACCAACACUAUGCAGUCUGCUACGUCUAUAGGACCCAAUCAAUUUCAAGUCAAUGUUACGACACCCGAAUCCACUAACAUUUCCCCACCCGGUUAUUAUUUGUUGUUCGUGGUGCACCAGGGUAUACCUAGUACAGGCAUUUGGGUUCAAAUUAAGUGAUUUUUGUGUUCAAAUUAAGUGA